AUGCCUCCUCUGUUCCGCCCCCUCGCCCUACGUCAACCCCUCUUCACUCUCCGUCCAAUUCGAACAUUUACAACACUCCGCCCCCUCCGCAUCAAAGAAGACGCCGAGCGCAGCCCCGAAGAAAUCGAGAAAGCCAAGCAAAAGUCCAUGAACAAGCCCGAGGGCAGCAGACACACUGCUUCGAGCGGCGAGGAGGCGGUCGGGGCUGAUAGGGAGAAUGUGAAGGAUCACGAUCAGCAUAUGGAGGAGUUGCAGAAGCAGACGGCGGGGAAGAGUCAGGAGAAGCAUCCGGAGGGGAAGUCGUGA
This is a messenger RNA of Saxophila tyrrhenica, 306 nucleotides long. RefSeq lists its product as uncharacterized. The coding region runs from base 1 to 306 and encodes 101 amino acids. Lineage: Eukaryota; Fungi; Ascomycota; Dothideomycetes; Mycosphaerellales; Extremaceae. The transcript has a single exon. The record is from RefSeq and is a predicted model, not a curated record.